AUGGCUUCCACUUUGAUCCCUCAAGCGAUGUGGGACAAAGUCAACCAUUCUACACGGAGAAUCGGAGAUAAAGCUUUUUUUCUUAUAAAUAAAAAGAUACAAAAAAAACGUGCAUCCCACACCUUUCCCACUUUCUAUAUUACUCCAUUUCCACCACCACCAGUUUCUCAGACCACCACUUCUAUUCCAAUGGCCGGCUCACGAAAACCACCACCGCUACCACCGCCACCACCAUCAUCAUCUCCGUCACCCUCCCGGUCACCGGGAGUAUCCCUUCAACCAUCAUCCCCAAGAAAAAAUCCAUCAAAAUCAACAAAAAUGUUCCGCCGUGUCCGCUCCGUUUUCCGAUCAUUCCCCAUCAUAACCCCCGCCGCCUGUAAAUUCCCCGUAUCCCUCCAUAACCACCACCAUGACAACCACCACAUCCCCGGAGGAACCCGGAUGACCGGAACCCUAUUCGGCUACCGCAAAACCCGAAUCAAUCUUGCAAUCCAAGAAAACCCUAGGUGUUUGCCGGUGCUUUUACUGGAACUUUCAAUGCCGACGGGGAAACUACUCCAAGAAAUGGGGUUAGGGCUCGUUAGGAUCGCGAUGGAGUGUGAGAAACGAAGUGGGAAGACGAAGCUCGUUGAUGAACCCAUAUGGACGAUGUAUUGUAAUGGUCGGAAAAUGGGUUAUGGUGUGAAAAGAGAACCUACAGAUGAUGACUUGUAUGUUAUGCAGCUGCUUCACGCUAUAUCUAUGGGUGCCGGCGUUCUUCCAACCGCCGGAGACAACAAUACCAGUGAUAAUGCAACCGCCGUUACUGCAACAGCUCCGUCAACUGAUGGAGAAUUAACGUACAUGCGUGCACAUUUUGAGCGAGUGAUCGGAUCAAAAGAUUCAGAGACAUAUUACAUGAUGAAUCCAGAUGGUAGCAGUGGUCCAGAAUUAAGUAUCUUUUUUGUGCGAGUUUGAAUACGUUUUCCGAUUGUUUUUUUUAAAAUAGAUAACAUAUAAGUAGGGAUUUGAAAAUGUACGUAACUUUUGAAGUACUUAAGUCUUAACACAUAGCAAAUACACAAUAUCAAUUGUGUUAAAGUUCUGAACAUACUAUGUUAAACGUUUGACAUCGAUUGUUUUCUAUUCUUUCCGUUUGUUAUGAUAUAUAGCUCUUUUAAUUGUGAUAAGUUUGAUGAUAUAUUAAUUAAUGAUGGUUAACGUUUACCCAUAUUGAUUUGGUUUAUAAGUUUCUGUA
Messenger RNA from Lactuca sativa (garden lettuce), 1237 nucleotides. Its product is annotated as MIZU-KUSSEI-like protein (Protein of unknown function, DUF617). Lineage: Eukaryota; Viridiplantae; Streptophyta; Magnoliopsida; Asterales; Asteraceae. Gene Ontology annotation, biological process: hydrotropism. The record is from RefSeq and is a predicted model, not a curated record.